Fonticula alba is the source of this 1569-nucleotide messenger RNA. Its product is annotated as CMGC/MAPK/P38 protein kinase. The transcript has 11 exons. The coding region runs from base 1 to 1569 and encodes 522 amino acids. Gene Ontology annotation, cellular component: nucleus; cytoplasm. The record is from RefSeq and is a predicted model, not a curated record. Lineage: Eukaryota; Rotosphaerida; Fonticulaceae. Gene Ontology annotation, molecular function: protein serine/threonine kinase activity; ATP binding. Gene Ontology annotation, biological process: protein phosphorylation; intracellular signal transduction.
AUGGAAUACACCAACUUCCGGGAUCACCACAUCGGAGGGUUUGUCUUCUCCCUGCCGGAACGGCUGGAGCCGGCCCAGCUCAUCGGGUCCGGAGUCUGUGGGGCCAUAUGCUCGGCCCAGGAGAAGGACUCCCACUCGUGGGUGGCCAUCAAAAUGCUCAACCGCGACAACCCCCUCAUUGAGGAGAUCUCUCCGGAGGUCACGCCAGAGGCCUUUGAAGACAACCAGCGCAAGUACCUCCGACAGCUGUACCGCGAGCUGACCAUCAUGAAGUAUAUGCAGCAUGAGAAUAUCGUGGCCCUCUUGGGAAGCUUCAUCGAUCCGCAGGAUAACAUAUACCUGGUCCAGGAGCUCAUGAGCGCCGACCUCUCCCAGGUAUUGGAGGCCCGAUCACUGACGACCACGCACAUCCGAUACUUCGCGUAUCAGCUCCUCCGCGGGCUGAAGUAUAUGCACUCGGCUGGCAUUGUACACCGGGACCUUAAGCCCUCGAACAUCAUGAUCAACGAGCAGUGCGAUCUGAAAAUCAUCGACUUCGGCCUGGCCCGCUUCAACCCCAACACCCUGGACCCGGGGGAUCUGAGCUCCUCGCGGGAGGUGCUUUUCCCCGAUUCGCAAAACCCCCUUCUCAUGACGGAAUACGUGACAACCCGGUACUACCGGGCACCGGAGAUUCUCUUCCACUAUCCUCACUACUGCCAAGCAGCCGACGUCUGGAGUGCCGGGUGCAUCAUCGCCGAGAUGAUCAUUCGGCAGGUGCUCUUCCCCGGAGGCAAUCCCAUCGAGAUGGUCCAGCUCUGGUCGACGCUCCUCGGGCCGCCAGGAGACGAGUUCUUGGAAACCAUCGGCUGCUCUAAUAUCAUCUCCUACCUCCGCAGCCUGCCCCUGGACCCGGGCUCGGGACACCCCUCGCUGGAUGACAUGAUCUUCCCGGAUGCCCGGGCCAUCCUCGAGAAGCUGCUGGUCUACUCCCCGGCCGACCGGAUCACCGCCGAGGAUGCCCUCGGCGACCCGUACUUCGCGCAGUUCCACGACCCCAAUGACGAGCCGACCGCCCACGAGCUCCGGGAUCGGUGGACCAUGCACUCGCGACAUCUCACCUGCGACCAAUGGCGUGCCCUCAUUUCCGAGGAGGUGUCCGGCCCCUGCUCCUCGGUGGAGUCGUCGGCCCGGCGGGCCCGGCGUGGGCUUUCGAUCUCCCGGCCCGAGCUCCUGCCGGAGGCCCUGCUGGCCCGGGACAGCGGGUGGCAGCCGGCCGCGGCGGCCCCACCGCCGGGACAGCCGGCGGCCCCCCCGGGCCCCGAGCAGCACCCCCGGCCCCUGCUGGCCGAUGGUGGGGGGGGAGAUCCCCACAAGCGCCUCGACAGCGACCCCCUGCAGAUGGGCCGCUGGUCGGAGGUGGUGUCCGACGACGGGACCCUGGCCGAUGUGUCGAGCGCCGGGCAGGGCGGCACCAGCAGCGAGGAGUCCAUGCCCCUGGGCCGGCGAUCGGCCUCCGGCGCCACGCCGCUGCCCGCCGCGCUCCUCCCCUCCCGGGGCGAGGGCAAGUGGAAGAGAAGGGCCAGAUGA